This is a messenger RNA of Larimichthys crocea (large yellow croaker), 1972 nucleotides long. It is a transcript of the gene vgll3, whose product is annotated as vestigial-like family member 3. Bases 353 to 1420 code for a protein of 355 amino acids. The record is from RefSeq and is a predicted model, not a curated record. Gene Ontology annotation, biological process: regulation of DNA-templated transcription. The transcript has 4 exons. NCBI's taxonomy places the organism in Eukaryota, Metazoa, Chordata, Actinopteri, Sciaenidae. Gene Ontology annotation, cellular component: nucleus.
GGAGAAGGAGGGAAAGGAAUACUCACCCAAUCAGAAGCGGUCUGAAAACUUGUCAGAGAAGAGUUUUUUUUUCUUCUUCUUCUUUUUUAGGAUACAGUGUGUUUGUCUCAUACCGUUUUGAUCCAUUUUGUGGCCCCGGGUGGUGCUGGUGAAGCGCACAGCGGGAGGCGCAUUGUCUGUAUGCAAACUGGACGACAUGGCCAUUGUAUGCGUUUGGGCAUAUAUGGAGGCAACGAUGGCCCGGAGGAUACAACACGUCUGAAGUCUCAGUGGAGAGUCGCCCUUCGGCUGUUUUGUGCGCGUUUCUCUCCUCCGACUUUCUCCUUCUUAUUAACCGCUCUGGUCCGUCGCUAUGAGUUGCCUGGAUGUGAUGUACCACCAAAGCUAUGGAGCGCACUACCUCCCUGCAGCAGCGUACAAGGCGACGUACUAUAACCACCAUCACCAGCAACAACAGAGAAGGCUGAGUGUUUACAGUAAGAUGCAGGAGUGUAUGGAGCAGCAGCAGCAGCAGCAACAGCAACAACAGCAAGGAGGAGGAAGAGGGAUGCUUUCCAGGGACCAGGUCCUCCGACAGGGUCCAGCAGCCCCAGGGGUUGAACCUGGCAGGAGAUCCACAUCAGACUCAGAACUAAAGGACAGUAUUCAACCAGCAGAGGCGGAGUACUUGAGCUCCCGGUGUGUUUUGUUCACGUACUUCCAAGGCGAAAUUGGCGAUGUGGUAGAUGAGCACUUCUCUCGAGCUCUCAGUCAGGCCAGCAGCUUCAACAGCGAGACCAAACCGAUCAGAGUGACUCAGCCGUCGGCAUCGACCACAUCUGGCAUAUGGAAAGAUGGUGGAUCUCUCUCUGAAGGUCCGAGCAGCUCAGUGUGGAACAGCACCUAUCCAUCCCAGACCAGUCCCUGCCUGCCGUCUGUCUCUGUCUCAGUCCACCCAGACUUUUCCUCCAGUCCUGUUUCCUUCAACCACCCCGAUGGAGCUCUCUGGACUGACCACAUGCUCUCCCAGGCAAGCCUCCCGCCUCCAGCUACCCUCCCUGAUAGCUGGACCUACAGCCUGAGCCCCCAGAGCACGAGCGGCUACCCCAAUGUCCACAACGUCUACCAUCCUCACCCUCACCCCCACAUCCACACCCGGCACCACCACCCCAUGCUCCAUUCAUACCCGACCCACAGCCCAGCAUUGGAUCCCAGGUUUAAUCCUCUGCUGCUGCCUGGUGUUAGGAACCAGAACCAGCCGACUGCCAGCAGAGAAAGCUCCCCACACAGCGAGGGGGUGAAGACAGAGAUGGACCCCAACAGCAACAGCCCUGUUGCGGCUACCUCUGUCACCUGGACCCCUUCAGCCCUCCAUGGAUCCUUGGAGGUGUAUGACUCAGCUCUUGAUCAGACCAAAGCAAAGUCAUCAGUUUGGUUCUAACUGAUGUGCUGCGAGGGAAGAAGGAAUAUCAAUUGACACCAAAAAGGACUUACUAUGUGGCCCUAUCAAUGUAUGGCUGCAACACCAGCACUGUAAUGUAAAAUGUAGAUAGAAGGCUUACUGUAGCUCAGACUAUGAGUCCUGCACUGUCCACACAACUUAUUACGGAUAUGAACUCAGGCUUUGGACUUAAAUGACAGCGAUGUAACGCUUUGGCUGCAGGGCAAGGCCUUGAAGAACGAUUCCAACAGACUACUAUCUGUAAGAACGAGAGGCCUCUUUUUCUCUGUCGGCACAAAUCACCAUUUCUUUUUCAUGCAAUGUGACACUAAGUGGUUCUGUUUCAAGAGCUUGAUUUUGAUCUACAUUUUGUUUUGUACAGUAAAUGUGUGUUUAUGACUGUAAAUGGGUUUUGUUUUAAUUUUUGUACAGUUUUUGCCAUGCUAAGUUGUUGUUUGCUGGAUGACCUCCGCUAAAAUGUUUGCCUGAAUGCUACCUUACUCUAUUUGCCUUUGGGGGUUUUGCAGUAUAAAUAUUGAGUAUUGUAUGUUU